CUACGUACGCGCGUGGCAAAGGGAAAAUACGUCAGUGAAUGCAUGAUACCGUAUGGCAGGGUACGAAACCAUGCUGCCAAACAGUAACGGUACUCGUASAUACACUACCGGUAAGAGGACACAGCAAGGACGAUACGUACUCGUACCCGAUGGCAACGGGUGCGAAUUUUUCCUUGAAACAUGAAGUCGUCGUCGUCGAUCUUUUCGGGGAUCAAAAUUCGGUGACAGUAAUCAUCAGUUGUCUUGCCCUCGUAGAUCAUUGUUUGUCCGAGUUUCGAUACCCGCGUCAGAAAAUCGACCAAAACSUACCAACAGCAUGAAGUUCUGCCUCGCCGCCACCCUCGCCGCACUCGCCUCCCAGGGCGCAUCGGCCUUUGCCCCCGUUUCGAAGCCCGCCGUGGCUUCGUCGCCGGCCACYGCGCUUGGCGCCCUCCCGAGCAUCUGGAGCACGCUCGGGAGUUUGGAGGGGCCCAGCGUCUGCUGGGGACCCGAGGGGGUGAUCAUUGGUCACGAGGAGAUCGAGAUCAAGGAAUACGACAACUUCACCAUGUUCCUGGCGGCUCUCAAGCAAAACAACCUCGAGAACAAGCUCAAAGCCAUUGGCCCCUACACGCUGCUGGCACCCACCGACUCGGCGGUCCAGCAAUACAAGGGGGUUCUGGACGAGGAAACCCUAUCGUACCACAUCAUAUUGCAGGAUCUGUACUCGGACGAAUUCGACGGCGAGUUCGAGACCCUGAGCGGCCACAAAGUCACCCUCCGAUACGAAUUCCGAAAGAGCUACGCCGACAACGGUGAGUCCUCUCUCGCCGUGUGGUCUGUCUUGCGCUUGUGUGUUCAUUGCUSGUGCUCUUGGCAACCCAUAUCGCUUUCGCUGCACGUUCCGUUAGAAGAACUAUGGUCGCAGAUCCAAGGCCGUGUGCAUUUUUAUAUUUAGUUUCUUUCUGCGUCCCUGUUUUCGUUGCAUCCGAUUCUAACCCAUAGUUGUUCUCAAACCGCGCCGCGCUCGAUUCUUGCCGACGACCGAAACCAUCCAACUUUCUGGCACCAAUGCAACGCAACAAAAUAACAACGAAACGAAACGAAACGAAACGAAACGAAACAGUCCUCGUGGGCCACGUUGGACAGACCUACGGAACGCCUUAUCCCCUCAACGUCCAGUGCGACAACGGACUCAUCCAUGCCAUCCCCGACGUUCUCACCCCCAACUGGAACCCACCGGGUGCCGAAGACCAACUGACGACGCGACGUCCCGACAUGGACCUGARAAACGGAAUCMUCUAGGCGAUGCCAUCCCCCAGCCGGUUCGCAGUUAGUAGUUCUUUAGACAGAACACAGUACUGCUAUUAGUCUUAGAAAUAAAUGAAURCAUCAUUUCAUUACCUUAACGACCUACCACGRCUUGUUGUUGCAAGCAUCAUGCUUGCUCUCUUCGUUGAAACGCACGUCAUAGGAUGYAUCUUGUUUUGUUGRUAAGAUACUACUAMACCAGGCAAAAGAGGACCGAACAAGAAGAAACGACUUGUUUCACCUUCUCCUCAUUUGCCACCGGCGCCAAUAGUAMUGCAACCACCAAAGUCUUAAAACUGUUACCACUACUAUUAUUUUAGUAUUAUACUACYAGUAUUAGUAMUACCAACAGYUUUUAUCAACUUGUAGUGGAAUUUGUGAARAGACGACGGUAGUGAUUUCUUUACGAAUAGGCCAUCAGUGCAGGUACAUACGAUACGUACCAGGCACUCGUACCUCGCAAUAGUUUUGAACCGAGAAAGAUUCAUUUGCAGACCAGCCGACUUAUCUUAGUGGGGGGGGGGAGGGGGGGGGAACUCGAAAGCGCCUAUGCUAUGUACGGCAACUCGUACCUACAUACUCGUACCGGUUCCUACCCUACGAGUACCGGUACGAGUACCAUGGCGAAUGCAAUCUUCGGCUUGCACGGCGUUCCGCCCUACGUUCCGAGGCCGGCGGUUGGUUCAUACGAGUACGAGAAUAAAAACGUAUGUACAUACGUAAGAUACGUACAUACUUGUACCAGCUGGUGCCCGGUUUGGCAAACCGGGGACUAGGGAGSCGCGCGUGACGCUACGCUAGAUGCCCUCGUACGAUAUCGUACGACACGAUACUGUACCGCAGAGUACGUUUACCAAGUACCCGUACCUAKGGCGCAUUGCUAUUCUAAGAAAAGGACAGAACUUAAAAAAAGUGCAUCAAAUACGGUCCGGGUUAACUCGUACAGUACGAAAGGUACGAGUACCGUACGGUACGGUACGGAGUCGUCCUGAUUCGAAUUCGAAUAGUACUCGUACAGUGUGGAGGUAAGACGAAAGACAAAUCAAAUCAAAUCAAAUAACAAGUGAAGUUCGAAGUAGAAGUACUUCCAACAAUCAAAAAGCACAAACAGAACGAAGAUAAGUCUUGCGGCAUUCCAUCUUUGCAAGCACCUUUCCAACAUCCCGAUAGCCAGUCACGACCGCAAACGUAGCACAGUACAGCACAGCACGGCACGGCACGGCAGGGCAUUGCUCUUCAUUUGCUAGAAAGCAGCAGCAUCGUUCCGAUCGAGCACGGAGUCCUUUCGAUCCAAAAAGACACGAACGAAACGAAACGAAACGAAACGAAACGAAACGAAACGAAACGAAACGAAACGAAACGAGACGAGACGAGACGAGACGAGACUAUACGAGGGCCCACGAACCGAAAAUGGCCCCAGAGAAGGAAUCCCCCUCGCCGUCCUCGCGUGCCCAGCGUGCGCUGCGGAGAAGCGGCAGGAGCGGGGACGGCCCCGGGAGCGACGGUGCGGAUGCCGGUAGCAGCGGGCGCCGCCGCCGGUCCCCCCAGCGGCAGCGGAACCAAGCCGUUCCGUCGGGCUCGGCCUCGUCGGCAAGCCGCGGGAAGAAAAAGUCUCCCACGGCGGCCAAGAAUCCGCCGCGGCGUCGGCAGCAAGCACAAGCGCGAGCGCCUAUUGCCCCGGAGCACAACAGCAGCAACAACAGCAGCAGCAACAACAACAACAUCCUUGGGGCAUUUUACGGCAUGCUGCUCCAGGGUGCUCCCCCCCAGGAAGGGAAUCCGGCAGGGGCCUCCGCGGCGUCCGCCGUCGACAUCGACCUGCAGAAGGCCUCGAAUGUGCUGGAAGCYGCGGCGGGAAACCUGGCCCUCGCGGCCAACCUCUACUGGGACGACUAUUUUGCCACGCAGGCGGCACAAGGCCACGCGAGAGGCCACGCAAAUCCGAAUGCGGGCCGCUCGAACGAGGGCGCGAACCCGGACGGGGAAGGGGAAGACGACCGGAAACCCCCAGCCGCGAUGGAAGACCUCGCGCGGGCCGGUGGGGACGACGACGAGGACAACAACGGGGACAACAGCGGCGAGGACGACGACCGCCACCCGGCCUCCUCGAAGCGGAGGCUCCGCCGGAGCCUCGACCCGGACUUUCAGGCGGCGGACGACGACGAGGACACGAAGCGAAGGAAACGUGCGGCGAAGCGGGCCCGCAGGUCUCUGGAAGGCGAGAACGACCGGGGCGGCGACGGGGAAACCCGGGCCCGGUCCCGGCGGGGCCGCUCGAGGCGCAGGAGGGAGGAGGCCCGCGGGGGGGAGGACCACGACGCGAACGCGAACGCCGGCGGGGAGGACGGGGGGCAAGCUCCCCCCCGCGUCCUGGCCGAGGCGUCCAUCUCGGUCUCGGACGAUGAGCUCCCGGUGGRGCCGGAAGCGAAGCCGAAGCCGAGGCUCAGGCUCAGCCCCCCGUCCGACUACCUCUUUGAACGGCGCAAAUACACCUGGGACCCCGACCGCCACAAGGGAAAGCCCCCGGCCCCGGACCCCCUUGGCAACCCGCACGCUAUCUUUAGCUACAAGGAGCUGGAGGAAGCGGCGGAGGCGGUCCAGAAACAGAUCGACCUCGAGACCACCUUUCUCUCGAGGCCCUCGGCGUGGUUUGUGGGGACGGACAAGGAGAAAAAGCCCCGCGGCAAACACAAGAACCACAAAAACGACGAAUCCCCUGCCGAUCCCGACGACUACGUCAGCGACGACGAGUGGCUCCAGGUGAACGGAAAGCCACUGGCCAGGGACGCCCUUUGGGGGGUGAUCCCCACCGAGGCAGAACCCGCGGCGGAACCGGAACCGAACCAGAACAACGAUAAUGACAACGACAACGACAACGGAGACAACAACGAAGACAACAACCACGACAACAACAACAAUGGCAACGACAACGACAAUAAUGAUAUUAACAACAACAGCAACAACAACAACAACAAUGACAAUAACGACGACGACAAUGACGUCAACUUGAACCGGAACUUGGAGGGAAUCGGAAACGUCGUCGCCGCAGACUUGUCGGGGGGAGAGGAAGACGAGGACAAAGAUAGCGGAAAGGACGCCUCGCUUCCUACGGGGAUUCCAUUUACCUGGCUCAAGUCCGGAUUUCGGUUGUCGGACUGCGGAACGGGCCUCUCGAUUCGYUCCCCGAGGGUGGAAGACAUUGACUUUUUCACCUGGAGGCGSAAGCAGGACAACCACCUCCGCAACGCGGUGCCACCCCCCUACCACUGCAAAUCUCUGACCGCCAUCACCUCGAUCGUCACGGCCCUCCUGUACAGCGGGGCCCGCAUCCGGGGAGACGGGAUCGCCUGUGACAAGGGAAGGAAACCAUGGACCUCCCUCACUCCCGCCGAGCGAAAGCGAAACUUCGAGCCGAGGCUCACCGACGCCCUCUCCGUCCUGAUCCUGGUGGCCGCCAGGRCAUCGCGGAAACGCAAGCAGGAGGCCUACGAGAAGGCGACACAGAGCCCGGAGGGCGGYGAUCCAWCCGAUCCGGCCGAGUAUUCGGAGCUCUUUCGGGAGGCCCUGGUGACGCGAAAACUCAUGCUGGAGGAGCAGGCUCGGGUCAAGAUCGAGGAAGAGAGGAACGUUGCCUACCGGGCCGCUCGGAGRUCGGGCGAGCUCGCGGCAGCGAGGGUAAUCGAGGACGGAGACGCAGACCCGGCCCUGGUGGAGGACGCYUCCCCCUCCAAACAAGAGCCUCCCGGGGCGGAGGCACCGGGUCCUAAGCCCGAGAAGAAGGCUCCGAUCUCCCGCCAAGAGAGGCAGCGGAUGYGCCGGCGGAUCGAUCUCGUCCCCACCUGCGUCUGGGCCAACCCGACUGCCGCUUCGGCUACCCGCGGGGGGGACGAGGGGCCCUACAACACUAGGGUCCGUGUCCGGACCACAUGGACGAAUCUCGAGGACAUCCGCCUCUACGUUUCCAGCAACAUCAAGACCUUUACCRAGAACGGGGGGAUUGCCCUAUUUCUAGAAACCAUCGUGCGGAUCCACGGAAACAAGGUCGUGGCCCGGCAGCUCGACCGUUGUGCCUCCGUUCAAACCUCUCGGCUUCCGGCAGGAAAGGAAAACGCGGAACCGUGUCCGCGGAAGGCGGAACCCCUUUCCCCUGCGGCCGGAAUGGACACAAAGGAAACCGGUGCCACGGCGGUUUGCUCGUCCACCCCUUCCGGCGGAGGCCGCUCCCUAAUCCGCUGYACCUGUGAGGAACGCUCGAGGAAGAGUAACGAGGAAAAUCCAAURCCCCUGAACCUCCGGAUCGACCCCAACAACCUUCUGGACACGACCCCCGACGGAACCGGGUGCGCCUCGGUGGAGCUCCUGAAUCUGCUGCUGACGGGCAGGGCCCGGCCCGACUGGAAGGACUGCWCCGCGGGGGAACUCGGGAUCGGCCUUCUGACCAGCUCGGCCGGGGAGGUCGGGAGGGCCAUGUCCCGGCCGGAGCGGCCCGUGUGGCUGGUCAAGGGGGAGGCAUCCUACUCGGUGCUGGUCAUCGAGGGAGGCUGGAGCCGGUCCGGAAAAGAAUCCCCCGGGGGAGCGGGGCCGAUCCCGGACACCAUCUCGAGGGUGGACCGGCCCGGCAUGGCCCUGGGCCUCCUGCACUGGAACGGGUGGUACGGRCAGCGCGGCAGGACGAGGAUGCGGCUGGUCGCGGCCGAGCCGCCGGCGGAAAUCCCCUCUAGGGCCGUCCURGAGGCGAAAGAGAAGGAGCRGCGGCUGGAGCAGCUUCCAACACCCUUUCCGGCCCUUCGCGGGAAGCCRCACAAGGGCACGGCCUCCCGSCUGAUGGAGCACAGGCGCUAUGAGCGCCUGGUGGACCUCGUCGGCGAAGGGGAACACGAAUCGAGCCGGGCCGUGCAGAACGAACGACCGAUCUCGCGGUCCGAGCUGGACCGCAUCGAAAUCUGCCGGGAGGACGAGGCCCUGUACCCCAACAACCACAAGAUGUGGCGGUUUGCGAUGGGAGCGGCCGACGAAUCAGCCACCAAAGAGCAAGAGGGGCUUCCCCCCUCUUCCUCCACCGACCGCUGGACCCCCUACUACCGGCUCUCACCACGCCAGAAACGCCUGGUUGAGGCCAGGCUCGGCCCGAAGAUCCGGGGCAUUCUCUGGACUCGGUGGCCGACGGCGGUCGUGGACCAUUUCUCGCCGAGCGAGGGAGGCUUUCCGGUGGUGUAGGGGCACCGAGGAAGGAUCAAGAAGAAAUCCAACGGAASCAGGAACGACAAGGCAGAGGCUUGCGUUUCGGACCAGGGCGGAGCCCGUUACAGCGAAAGGGCUCGAAUCCAAUGCCUCCACACGAAUGGAAGAAGAAAAAGCCAUACAUUGUGGCGAAAUAAAAGAUCUAUGAAUAGUAGUUUGCCUAUCCAUAAAGAUGCAAAACUAUU
This is a messenger RNA of Pseudo-nitzschia multistriata, 6716 nucleotides long. Lineage: Eukaryota; Bacillariophyta; Bacillariophyceae; Bacillariales; Bacillariaceae. The record is from the annotation of a GenBank genome assembly.